AGGUAGAAAACCGAAGUCUUUCACUGCUGCCGUAGGAGACAGGAGAAACUCCACCGCACUGAGCAUCCAUCCUUUGGCACAUCUGUCCUCUUGCAUCACUGCUGAGUCCACUACACACACAGAGAGAACGAGUACGAUGAACAUCCCACCCAACACGGUCAACGUGCUGCGCAGCGUCCCGCUGCCGGACGAGGCGGCCACGAUGCACACCAACGCCGCGGUGCUCGACGUGGGGAGCUGCAGCACCCGUCUCGGCUUUGCCGGCGACACGGCCCCCCGCAUGCGUCAGCGCACCUGCGUCGUGAAGGGCCGGGCCUGCUUCGAUGAGGCCAGCGCCAUUUUAGACGAGUCCGACGACCCGGCCGCCGCGACGGUGCUGAAGAGCGGCGUCAUCGCGGAUUGGGAAGCCUAUGAGCAGCUGAUGGAGCGCGUGGUGUGCAUGCUGGACCUCGGCAAUGCCGAACACAGCACCCCUCUUUUGCUGACGGAGAAGGCCCUCGUGCCGGAUCAUCAGCGGCGGAAGAUUGCGGAGUUGCUGUUCGAGACGUACCACGUAGGGGCCGCGAGCUUCGCCUUGAGCCCCGUCCUCGCGCUGUACGCCUCCGGCCUCAGCACCGGCGUCUCCGUCGAAUUGGGAAACGACCAGAGCCACGUCGUGCCCGUCUUUCAAGGGCUGUCGCUCUUCCACGCGACGCACGCGCUGGACCUCGGCGGCGCUGCACUGACGCGGCACUUUACGUCGUUGAUGUCGCCGCUCGCGACGGGCCUCCUGCCGUUGAUGGAGACGAUGACGUCGGCGCAGCAGGAGAGCAUGUGGGAGUACGUGAAGGAGCGCCACUGCAGCGUGGCGGAGAGCAAGCAGGCCUUCUCCUCCGUCGACCGCUUCACCGCGUCGCCGUCCUCCGGCUCCGUCUCGUCUGCGGGUCAAGGCGCCGCGGAGGAUCGGUACAAGGAGGACUUCGUGUUGCCGGAUGGCACGGUGCUGCCAGUUAGCGGCGCGGCGCGCUUCACGCCGGGCGAGUCCUACUUCCAGCCGUCUCUCUCGCCGGCACUGCAGCACCCGCGCGAUCAGAGCGCGGUUGUGGAUGAGGUCCUCCUGCGCUCCACGCACACGCCCCUCAGUGUGCCGGAGUUGAUUGUGGAUGCGAUGCAGCGGUGCGAUCACGACCUGCUGCCCACCUUCGCCUCGCACGUCGUGCUGAGCGGCGGGGCGUCGUUGCUGCGGGGCGUGGCGCAGCGCAUGGAGUCCGAGGUGCAGGCGCGGCUGGCGGGGAUUAGCGUGGAGAGCACGCGCCUCAUCGCGGAUGUGGAGCGGCGGGACGCCGCCUUUGUGGGCGGCUCCAUCUGGGCGUCGCUUCCCGCGGCCCAGUCGCUGUGGGUGUCGAAGAGCGACUACGAGGAGGUGGGGCCGCUGGCGGUGGUCCGCGGCUGCUUUUAG
Messenger RNA from Leptomonas pyrrhocoris, 1438 nucleotides. RefSeq names its product putative actin-like protein. The record is from RefSeq and is a predicted model, not a curated record. The transcript has a single exon. NCBI's taxonomy places the organism in Eukaryota, Euglenozoa, Kinetoplastea, Trypanosomatida, Trypanosomatidae. Bases 137 to 1438 code for a protein of 433 amino acids.